Mytilinidion resinicola is the source of this 1074-nucleotide messenger RNA. RefSeq lists its product as uncharacterized. The transcript has 2 exons. NCBI's taxonomy places the organism in Eukaryota, Fungi, Ascomycota, Dothideomycetes, Mytilinidiales, Mytilinidiaceae. Bases 1 to 1074 code for a protein of 357 amino acids. The record is from RefSeq and is a predicted model, not a curated record.
AUGGAGUCCACCCACCCGGCUGUCCAUACACAGGAAAGGCGCCCUCCAAGUCUGCCAAAUGAGAUGCUCAUGGAGAUAUUCUCCCAUGUUCGCCAAAGUCAUCCGCAUCACAAGCUGAAGGCUUUGCGUCACCUUGCGCUCGCCUCUCACGCUUUUCACAAUCUCGUCACGCCAAUCCUUUAUUCCGAGUUCUCAGACCGGGAAUUUACUCCCUUGCAAGGCGACGAGUGCGAAAUUAUCGACUACAAAAGCGACGACGGCAACAGUGAUAGCGACGAGACCAAUGGCCUCCAUACCAAUGACUCAUACUCCGGAGAAGGUACUCGUGAGAAAAUACACUUGUUCCUCCGCAUAAAACUCGCCAACCCAAGCCUAACGAAGCAUCUCAAAUUCGCGACUCUAAGGCUCAGCACCAAAGCUGUCUCUAAUCCACUAGGCUAUGAUGAUACAGAAUGGGUCCUUCGUAAAAUCCGUGGGCUGCCUCUUCCUUUCGACAGACGCUUCUGGGCAGUCAGAGAAACCUUCAAAGACAAGAACGCGGUGGCAGCUCUCGUCCUCACCUACGCGACUCCUAUCCUCACCAAAGUCCGGGAACUGUCGUUCAGACAGACUGAGCUACGAUUGCCAACAGAAGCGGGGCCAGGAUUCCGACUCCCUUCGUUGAUAGAGUACAGCGGAUGUGAUAUCGUUCCCAAGAUCGCCGGAAGCCCUUGGCCUCCAGUUAACCCAUCAAAUCUCACCUCGAUCAGUAUUUUGGAAGCACCAAUCCACCUUGAAUCGCUGGAGAUGUUGCUGGCAUGGUGCGCAAAGCUCAAUCUUUUUAGCUACGCUUUCAAUAACAGCUACUCCGAUAUGAGACAAAAUGAAAAGCCCAUCAAGAUUAUCAACGCGCUCAGGAAGCACUCGAGCAAGAGUUUGGAAAAGCUCAGAAUUCACCACAACCAUAGGCCGACGUUUACGAGCCAUCUGGUUUCUCCUAUCUAUGAGCAGUCCUCCCUGGUUAUAUUCGGAAAGCUAUCGUCUCUAUACAUCGACGCUCCUAUCCUGUUUGGAACACCCCCGGCAGAUCUAUAG